This is a messenger RNA of Neofelis nebulosa (Clouded leopard), 2386 nucleotides long. Its product is annotated as patched domain-containing protein 3-like. Lineage: Eukaryota; Metazoa; Chordata; Mammalia; Carnivora; Felidae. Gene Ontology annotation, cellular component: membrane. The record is from RefSeq and is a predicted model, not a curated record.
AUGGAUGCAGAUGCUAGAUGCAUGGACCCAUUUCCUCCUACUGCAAAGACCUUCUUACUCAUUGUCAAGGAGCAAGCAGCUGAGGCAUCUGCUCCAGGUUGGAGAAGUGACUGUGGACAGGUGUCCGAGAUACCCCGUUGCCACACCGACUGCCUGGAGGCGCCUCUCUCCUGCCUCUUCCGAAGGCUGGGAUGCGAAGUGGGCUCACACCCCUGGAUCUUCCUGUUGGUGCCCAUGGAGCUGACGGCCACUCUGGGCACCGGUUUGAUUUACCUGCCCAAGGAUGUAGAAGAAAACCUCAAGGAGUACACCCCAAUAGGGAGCCCAGCCAAGGCCGAGCGGCGCUUUGUGCAGGAACGCUUCACCGCCAACGACUCUUACCGCUUCUCCAUCUCCAGGAAGAGCACCGAGGUCAAUUUCGCUUGUAUUCUAACGGUCUCCAACACCACCUCCCUGCUAGAACCAGCAAUCUUAUCAGAAGUUAGUAAAGUGGAUGACGUGAUCCAGGAUCUGUAUGCGAGGGGGGAAAACGGAACCCAGAUCCACUACAAUCAGGUGUGUGCCAAGCACCAGGGUCUCUGCGUGCCUUCCAACCCACUCCUGUAUGCCUGGCAGAUGAACAGGGACCUCGACCUAAAUGUCACUUUCCCAAUCUACAACCACACCGGUCAGCCCAUCUACCUGGCUGGCACCUUUGGAGGAAACUUCUUAGGUGAGAGGAUGGGAAUGAACCAGUUACUCCUGGAAGCCAAAGCUGUGAGGCUGCUCUACUACCUGAAAACUGAGGAUGGAGAGGACAACGAACGUGGUAAGAAAUGGUUGACCCAUUUGAACCAAUUUAGCAACAUUGAAAAGAGUCUGGCCUCAAAGAGGAUCCAGGUGGUCUACUUUACAUCAAUUUCUACACAACUGGAACUUGAAGCAAUUUUGAUGACAGUGAUCCCUUUGUUUCACUUGGCAUACCUUCUAAUCAUAUUAUUUGCAAUCAUAUCAUGCUACAGGUGUGACCGUGUAUGAAACAAAAUGUGGGCUGCAACCUUGGGAGUGAUUUCUGCUGCCUUGGCAGUGGUGAGAGGCUUUGGCCUGAUGUUGUACAUUGAGGUGCCACUUGUGAUCAUAGUUACAAAUUCACCAUUUCUUAUUCUAGGUGUUGGGGUUGAUGACAUGUUUAUAAUGAUUUCUGCCUGGCAGAAGACCAGCCUCAUGGAUAACAUCAAACAGCGGCUGUCCAGUGUCUAUUCCAAAGUGGCAGUGUCCAUUACAACCACCACUAUCACCAACGUCCUGGCCUUCUAUACAGGGAUUAUGACCUCUUUUGGGUCCAUACAAUACUUUUGCACUUAUACAGGAACAACCCUGCUCUUUUGUUAUUUUUAUAACAUCACCUGUUUUGGAGCAUUUAUGGCCCUGGAUGGUAAAAGAGAAGUAGUCUGUCCACGCUGGUUGAAAAAGCCAGAAACCCCUGACCAAAAGUGUUCUUCAUUUAAAAAGUCCUGCUGUGUCCCAUGUGAUCCUCUCCCAGAUGAACAAGAAACUGAUGUCCAUCCAAUGAAUUUGUUCUUCAGAGACUAUUUUGGCCCUUUUCUCACAAGCACUGAGUCCAAGUUUUUUGUAGUGCUUCUAUACAUUUUGUACAUCAUUAGUAGUAUAUAUGGGUGUUUCCAAGUGCAGGAAGGGUUAGACCUUCAAAAUUUGGCAAGUGACGAUUCCUACAUCACACCAUUUUUUAACGUAGAAGAAGACUAUUUUUCGGAUUAUGGCCCCAGGAUUAUGGUUAUUGUUACUGAAACUCUUGACUACUGGGAUAAAGACGCUAGGCAAAAACUGGAAAAAUGUCUGGCAGAUUUGGAAAACAGUGACUAUGUAGAUAAAAAUGUUACAGAGUUUUGGUUACGAGAGUAUGUGCAAUAUAUGGAAAAUAGCAGGCAAGAUGUAAAUGAUAAGAAUACUUUCAUAAACAGUUUGCCCAGUUUUUAAACAAAUUUUACACUUUUUAUGUAUGAUAUUAAUAUUUCAUCUUCACAUGAAAUCAUUGCUUCCCGGGGCUUCAUUCAGACCAUCAGCGUUUCUUCUUCAACCAAUAAGAAGAUGAUGUUAUUCCAGUUACGAAGCAUAGCCGAAAAGUGUGAAAUUCCCCUAAUGGUGUACAGCCCGGCAUUCACAUAUUUUGAUCAUUACACUGCAAUACUAGAAAACACUGUUCGGGGCGCCUGGGUGGCUCAGUCGGUUAAGCGGCUGACUUCAGCUCAGGUCAUGAUCUCGUGGUCCGUGAGGGAUGUGAGCUCGAGCCCCGCGUCGGGCUCUGUGCUGACAGCUCAGAGCCUGGAGCCUGUUUCAGAUUCUGUGUCUCCCUCUCUCUGACCCUCCCCUGUUCAUGCUCUGUCUC